Molecule: messenger RNA, 718 nt
Organism: Postia placenta MAD-698-R-SB12
Lineage: Eukaryota; Fungi; Basidiomycota; Agaricomycetes; Polyporales; Adustoporiaceae
Exons: 1
Coding region: 1-420 (139 amino acids)
Source: RefSeq, a predicted model, not a curated record
AUGAACCACCACGCGCCGCCGGGCUACUACGUCCCGCACACGCCGCCGUCGAAUGGAGUCCCGCCGGUGCCGACGGUGAUGGAGCUCGAGCGACACUACUUCGAGCUUGCGGAGCAGCGUAGGCGCUUAGAAGAGAUACUGGAGAGGACGGAUCGGAUGAUGGCAGGCGUCAAGCGCGGCAUGGACGAGAUGCGCGCUGGGCAACAGCAGCCGCCGCAACCUCCGACCCCGCAGCUUGCGAGCGCGCUGGCGCAAGCGCCAUCGUCGCCUCAAGCCAAGCCCAAGUCUCCGCAACAGCAGCCUCGGUCGUCGCCAAAGCAGGUAUCCGCCGCCGCGGUGCCUCUCAACCGCUCAGAGCGGAACGGAACAAAGGACAGCAUCUGGCCUGUCGCUCCCCCGGAAACGCCGGGGCGCGAGUGAGACAGAGCAAGAGCGCAUAAACGAUUUCCUCUCGUCUCUGAUACUUUCUUCAUGGUAUUUGAUUGAACCUCGUAAAGUAUCCAUACUCCGUCAUAUGUUCAAUACUGUUUAUAGCGUUUUAUUAAGUAUGUACGUGGGUAUUUGUUGGUAGCUUGGUAUCGGGUGCAGUUCAAAAACCCUCCAUGGAUUUUGUGAUCUAUUGUAUGUGCCCUUGUAGUGAAUAUUCUGUAGACGUUGGUUCACGGUCUGCCUUACGUCUACAUCUUAGAUCACCGAAUGAUAUGAGUUGUCAACCCAA